Messenger RNA from Dreissena polymorpha, 1133 nucleotides. RefSeq names its product N-alpha-acetyltransferase 10-like. The coding region runs from base 122 to 691 and encodes 189 amino acids. The record is from RefSeq and is a predicted model, not a curated record. Gene Ontology annotation, biological process: N-terminal peptidyl-glutamic acid acetylation. Gene Ontology annotation, cellular component: NatA complex. Lineage: Eukaryota; Metazoa; Mollusca; Bivalvia; Myida; Dreissenidae. Gene Ontology annotation, molecular function: protein-N-terminal-glutamate acetyltransferase activity; protein N-terminal-serine acetyltransferase activity. The transcript has 7 exons.
UUUUGCUUCUUCAGAGGUGGUCAAAUUUAAUGACAAAUUUAUUUUUUACACCUGUAAUUUGUCACAUUUCUCUAUUUGCUUUAAUUUGUAAGAGUUUGUUCGUAACAAGCGACAAGCAGAUAUGAAUAUAAGAAAUUCAAAGCCAGAAGAUCUGAUGAACAUGCAGCACUGCAAUUUGCUGUGUCUGCCAGAGAAUUACCAGAUGAAAUACUAUUUCUACCAUGGACUGUCAUGGCCACAGUUAUCAUAUGUGGCUGAAGAUGAAAGCGGAAAAAUAGUUGGAUAUGUUUUAGCCAAAAUGGAAGAGGAUCCAGAAGACUCUGUACAGCAUGGCCACAUCACUUCACUGGCAGUGAAGAGGUCCUAUCGACGUCUGGGUCUAGCAAAGAAGCUCAUGGACCAGGCGUCGAGGGCAAUGGUGGAGAACUUUGAUGCUAAAUACGUAUCACUGCAUGUGCGCAAGAGCAACAGGGCUGCACUGCAUCUAUAUACUGAGACCCUAAAAUUCGAGAUCAGUGAGAUAGAGCCAAAAUACUAUGCAGACGGGGAAGAUGCUUAUGCAAUGAAGAGGAAUCUCUCAGAAUUCAGACAUGACAAGGAAAUCGAAAGCUGUGCAAUGGCGAUAGAUCAAGCCAAGAAAGCGGACAUAGCUACAGUGACAGCCAACUUUGUUAAUCUAACUGCGUCCUGAGGAGUAGGACAAACCCAGUGAUACUUAAUUUUAAAACAAUAAUCAUUGAAAAUAUGUGUAUGUUUUCAUCCACAUCAAGGAUUUAUCUAUAAGUGAAGGUGAACUAUUUUAAUUUCAGAGUGUAAUUUUGAUAGCCUGUUGCAAUUGAUGUAAUGAAUGCGUACUGAAUCAUGAUUUUGGUAGUCUGUUGAUAUCAUUAAUGCUUUCACAUAUUAUGAUCAAAUAUUAUUUUCAUUGAACUUUCUUGAACUAAAUAUUUUAAUUAUUUAACUUUUUAAUUUGCAAUUUUGAAAAUCCUGGCUUAAGAUGGCGGUUUUCUUCUUAUUGUAAAUGUAAUGUUUAACAUGUACAAUGUAUGUUGAAUUAAUUAUAAAUAUGUUUUUGUGUCUAAACAACUUUCAUAAUUGUCUUUAUGUACAUUUAUAAUAAAUUAAUUGCCAUA